AUGCGUGCAACGGCAGUGACAGCGCUGCUGUGCCGCUGUGGCGAGCGUCGUCUCAAGCUCACGUCGAAUGCACCAACCUCCAAGAUCAAGACGUUUGCGUUUGUUGGCAACAUGGCGCAGACGUCCAUGACGCGUGAGGCGUGUGCCACGCUCUGCUACACCUUCAACUUUCCUUCCUCCGACUGCAACGAGCCAUGCACGGGGGCUUCGACUGAGAUGUGCGGAGCAGCCAAUCGCAUGAACAUCAAUCCGGGCAAACUGUUCCGGCAAACCCCGACGAAGGAGUUGCCGGUCUGCAACACGAGUCUGUCCAUCGGUGCCCGCCUUGACGACCUCAUUGGACGCCUCAGUCUUGAGGAGAAGGCCGGCCUCAUUGGCCCUGAUCCCGUCACCAGCCCAUGCGCCUUCCUCGACUACGGCGUCAAAAGGCUCGACAUCCCGCCGUAUCUGCAUCUGGUGGAGACGAACACGGCCGUAGCCUCUGCGUGCAUCAUCAGCCAGGACACGUGUGCCACCCACCUUCAUUGGCCCCACAGGUCUUGGCGCAGCCGUCAACCGAGGGUCAUAUCCACGGAGAUGCGCGCCUUCAACAAUCUCAACUGGCACAGGGGCAGCGGCGUCUUACAGAAGAUCACUCACAGGUGCGGCCUGCAUCGCGUGUUGCUGAUUGGCGAGUACGCUGCUGCUGACGUGACCGACUGCCAGGACGGCCCAGACAAGAAGUACAAGAAAAUGGCAGCAGGUCUUAGACACUUUGACGCGCACUCGGUCGAGACAAACCGCAUGGCAUUCAAUGGGAACAUCUCCACCUUUGUUCUCUGGGACACCGAGACGCUGAACCGCGCCGGGGAUAUGGAGCUCGGGGAGACAUACUUCACCACAAACGGCUACUUGGAGCAGGAUGUGAAGCAAGACCGCACAACAAUCGACACGGUGCACAACACCGUGCGGUGGGUCCUCAAAGAUAGCUUCAUCAUGGGCAAAUGGCAUCGAGGAGUGCCCCACCUUUACACUCUCACCUCCAGCAACGGCCGCUGCAUCAGCAAGUGCCCCAAUGGCGAGUAUGAGCUCGGCAACGGAUGUGCUGAAUGCCAUUCAACACGUGUGCCAACCGUGCAUUGCCCAUUGCCCCCCCCCCCCGUCUACUACGCCAAGGACCACCGAUGUGUGCCAUGCACCACGUGCGGCAUGGGCACCUGGACCUCCACCCCAUGCUCCGCGUCCUCCCACGCCGUUUGCUCUUCCUGGACCGAGUGCAAGCCGGCCCAGAAGGAGUCUGUCUCUGGCAACGUCUACCAGCCGCUGCCGGACCGCGCCUCGUGCUUCUCCACCAGCAUGUGCGAGGAGCCCUUCAUCGAGACCAUCCCGCCCACGCUCACCACAGACCGCCUGUGCUCCUGCGACACGCUCACCUGCAACAAGCUCAUCACGCAGCUAUUUGAGGAGAUGGUGUGCGCCGAGCCCAUGGACGAGCAGCUCGACGUUGUGCUUGACGUGUGCUGCUCCGGCCAGGGCGAGGAUGGCAUCCGCGACACCAUUCGCCAGAUGGACGCCUACGAGGCACGCCACUCCUGCCCAGGCUGCACAGACACGUGCGAGUGCAGCGCUGGCUUCAUCCUUGUCUACGACGCCGACUCGGCCGACUGUCGGCCAUGCAAUGGCGUGACGGUGUUCUCCCCAUCCAUUGGCGGCAUCAAAUGCGCCCCGCUGGCCACUACACGGAGGCGGGCUCCCACGGCUCCUGCUCCAGCUUCACCUGCCGCGCAGGCACCCACGACCACGACAGCGACCCUGCCACCCACCUGCAUGGACGUCACAGAGUGCGCGCCCGGGUUUGAGGAGGUGCAGACCAUGACGCUCAUCAUCGGCGACCGCGUCUGCGACGAGAAGUUAGAGGGCACGCACAAGGCUGUCUCUGGCCAGGGCGUGCCCUGUCUCCCCAUCAUCACCACGUACGAUGCCGGCGAGGAGGAGACGGCCGAGCCCACCCCAACGAGCGACCGCGUGUGCAGCCUGUGCGAGCUUGAUGCCACCUUCAAGUCCGUUGACGGCCAGGCCGAGUCAUGCCGCCCCAGUACAUUUCCACGCAUGGCCGUGAGCAAGUGCGAGUUUGGCACCUUCCAGAGCCAGGUGCCCACGCUCGACUCCGACCGCGAGUGCACGCUGGAGUGCUCCGGGUGCUCUAGUGACCGCUACGAGAUUCGCGCCUGCUCUGCGCUGGAGGACGUGCAUGCAACCCGUCGACGGAGUGCGAGCGCACCACCUGUGCCACCUCAUCUUCAAGUGCGACCCUGGCGAGCAGCGCGCAUUCGAGCACCCACCUCAACCUCCGACACCAAGUGCGAGCCGUGCCCCAUCGGCACCACCGACCACGACCGCAACCCGCUCACCGCCUGCCAGCCGUGCCCCCUACGGCCACUGUGUGCCUGCAGGCCCCAUCGGCUUCUGCGAGCAGUUCCUGUGCCCGGCCGGCACCGCCGACUUGGAUCGCAACGCCAGCACACACUGUGCACGCCGUGCCAGGCUGGCGUGGACUUUGCCGCCCUCUCUGGUCAGCGUGAUUGCACGCUUGUGACGGAGUGCAACCUCGGCUUCGAGGAGGUGGUGCGCCCUGCUAUGCGCCCCACCAUCUUCACCGACCGCCAGUGCCGCCGCUGCAUCGAGGGCCUGUUCUACCGCAACAGCAACACGGGCUUCUGCAUGCGCGUGUGUCGCCCUGCGAGCCUGGCUCGUUUGAGACGGCCGCGCCCACCAUCAGCACGGACCGCGAGUGCCAGAUGGGCCCGCAUAUGCCCCAACAACAACACGUUCAUCUCCCGCCCGCUCAUGCCCACGCAGAACCGCAUCUGCUCGCCGUGGACGCAGUGCCUGUCCAGCGAGUACGAGCUCGUUGCGCCGUCGCUGGUCAACGACCGCGAGUGCCAGCGCGUGCGCUCGUGCCAGGACACGGAGUAUGAGGGCACCAUUAUUGCCACCGUCGCUUCCAUCAACGAGGACUUGAUGGCUCGCCUCUUCAACCGAUCCGUCUCUGGCGACAUUACCGUCAUGGCCUUCACCGCAUCGCCGUGCGAGGCCGACGCGUUCCUGGACGACUCGUCCCUUUGGUUGCACGGCAACCAUCUCAAGGCAUCGGAUGCUGUUGGUUCUUGGACCAUCACGGCGCUCAACAGCAAGGAGGUGGCCAUCGUGUUUCUGGUCGACCAUCGACAGAGCAGCGUUGCAGUGCGCCAUGCGGUGUUUGAUGAUGCGUCGUUGUUGUUGUUGUUGCCACUGCGUUUGCUGUUUGUUGACACGCACGCCUACAUUGGGGACAGAGUCAAGACAUGA
Molecule: messenger RNA, 3327 nt
Organism: Salpingoeca rosetta
Lineage: Eukaryota; Choanoflagellata; Craspedida; Salpingoecidae
Exons: 21
Coding region: 1-3327 (1108 amino acids)
Biological process (GO): carbohydrate metabolic process
Molecular function (GO): hydrolase activity, hydrolyzing O-glycosyl compounds; protein binding
Source: RefSeq, a predicted model, not a curated record